GAUCCAUUCUAGUCAAGGAUGACCUGGCUCAUGAUUUUGUGUGCCUGUAUCUGGACGGCAGCAAAUGCUCAAAUUCUACAGCUAGAUCAAGGAAAGGUGCAAGGUUUUGAGUAUAAAACAGAAAGUGGUAAUGUUGCUGAAGUGUUCUUGAAUAUUCCAUUUGCUUUGCCUCCAAUAGCAGAUCUACGAUUUGAGAAACCCAAAUCUCAAACACCGUGGGAUGGCAUACGUAAUGGAACUGUCUUUGGACCUGCAUGUAUUCCUAUUGUCCCAGAAGCGGUACUAGGAGAGCAGAGUGCUAGUGAAGACUGUCUGACAUUGAACAUAAUAAGGCCCAAAAAGGCUCAACAAAUUGGAGAAGGACUACCUAUCUUGUUCAUUGUGCAUGGCGGAGGAUAUCAGAUGCUCUCGGCAGUCCUAAGUGGAUACAAAGCUCUUGCGGACACCUACAUAAGCAAAGAUAUUAUUAUAGUUACAAUACAAUAUCGUCUUGCCGUUUAUGGGUUCUUUUCCACUGGAGAUGAGCGAAUUCCGGGUAACCUGGGCUUGUACGACAUGGCAGAAGCCCUCAGGUUUGUGCACUCGAACGCGAAAAACAUUGGCGGUGAUCCGUCACGCAUCACCACUUGGGGAGAUAGUGCAGGUGGUGCAGCAUCCGGCCAACUGAUACUCAGUCCAGUGAGCCGGGAGUACUUAGCAGGCUCAAUAGAAUCAUCUGGUUCACCGUGGGCAUCAUGGACGAUUGGAAGUAACGUGGUUGAUCGUUCAAUCAAAUUAGCGACUAGACUAGGAUGUGCUGAUAAUGUCAAGCAAUGCCUCAAAAAUAAAAGCAUUGAAGAAAUCGCUGCCGCCACCAGAGAAAUGUUUCUUAAACACCCGAAUGACCUGGUUGCUUCCGCACCUCCAAAAAAUUGUAUUGUCGGUAUAACAGCAAAGGAAGCUUCUCUUUUCACCGUGCUAAACACGCCAUUCAACUUUCUCAGUUCUAUCAAAGUCAAUACAUCAGACUUCAGCAAGUUCAAUCGAAUCGUGCUUGUAGACACUUUGAAGAAAUUCAUCGAUGUGGUUUAUGUUGGAGAUCAUCUUGAUGAAUUAGUUGAUGAAGUUGUUACCUAUUAUGUAGACAGGGAAGCAGAGGACAAUUUUGCGUUUUAUCUUGAUCGUUACGUGGAGUUUGUUAGUGAUGUACUAUUCAAUAUUCCGGCUGUAGAUGGCAUUCUCGCUCGAAGUAAGGCUGGUUGGAAGGUGUACACAUACGUUUUCGAUCACCAUAACGAUGAGAGUUUCGACGCUAAAAUUCCCAAACGUUUGAGAAGAGCAACACACGCAAGCGAUUAUUACUACGCUGUUGGUGUGAAAGCGAUGAGGCUGUUGAAGAGCUAUGAAAAUGACAAGAAAGUGGCGGAAAUUCUACAAAAUACCAUUGCUGAAUUUGUGAAAAAAGGACGUCCUGCAGAUUUGGAACUGUGGCCGGAAACUAGCGCUGAUCAGAGUAUCAGCUACUUAGAGAUCUCGUCCGAUCCAAAAAAGAAGACAGAAUUACAUAAAGAAGCAGCUUCAUUCUGGCACAAGAUGAAGAAAUAUGGAUUUGACUUAGUUCAACUGCUUCCAGUAGACAAAUCAGAGUAUGCUAAGGAGGAACUGUAACCAUUAAUUCAUAGUUGUCACGCAGAGUUUGGUAGUUGACAUUUGUGUUGACAGGACUUUCAAAAUAGCCUAAUGUUGUGCCGAGAUAAUAUCAUAUUUCUUUACUUAUGAUUUGUUUUUGUACAAUACCGAUAAUCCCAAUUUGAC
This is a messenger RNA of Cylicocyclus nassatus, 1794 nucleotides long. Lineage: Eukaryota; Metazoa; Nematoda; Chromadorea; Rhabditida; Strongylidae. The record is from the annotation of a GenBank genome assembly.